This is a messenger RNA of Theileria orientalis strain Shintoku, 363 nucleotides long. Its product is annotated as actin depolymerizing factor. Gene Ontology annotation, cellular component: actin cytoskeleton; cytoplasm. NCBI's taxonomy places the organism in Eukaryota, Apicomplexa, Aconoidasida, Piroplasmida, Theileriidae. The record is from RefSeq and is a predicted model, not a curated record. Gene Ontology annotation, molecular function: actin filament binding. Gene Ontology annotation, biological process: actin filament depolymerization. The transcript is spliced from 2 exons. The coding region runs from base 1 to 363 and encodes 120 amino acids.
AUGGAAAGCGGAAUCAGGGUCUCAGACGACGCCGUCAGCAAGUACAACCUCAUGAAGCUCAAGAAGGUGAAGACGAAGUACAUGGUCCUCAAGGUCACCGGUGUACACGUCAACGUGGAAAACGAGGGCGAGGGCGGUGUGGACGAUCUUUUGGGCGUUCUGCCCACAAACGAGUGUGCGUUCGUAGUGUUCGACAAAGGCCAAACUUUAGUUCUCUUCAUGUACGCCCCCAGUGGAGCCACCACUCAGUCCAGGACAGUGUACUCGACCACUAAACAGACGGUCGAGAACGCUCUUUCUGGAGUGAAGUUGUACAGGAACCUCGUCGAGGACCACGACGAGGUGAAGGAAGCCCUCAAGUAA